This is a messenger RNA of Amyelois transitella, 2293 nucleotides long. It is a transcript of the gene Sh3beta, whose product is annotated as SH3 domain-binding glutamic acid-rich protein. The record is from RefSeq and is a predicted model, not a curated record. Lineage: Eukaryota; Metazoa; Arthropoda; Insecta; Lepidoptera; Pyralidae. The transcript is spliced from 4 exons. The coding region runs from base 125 to 1120 and encodes 331 amino acids. Gene Ontology annotation, cellular component: cytoplasm.
AUUUUACCGUAAUUAUUAUUAUUAAAAACACAGAUUGACUAAUGGCCAAGCCUAUUUUUCUAAUUAAAUAUUGAUUCCGUUUGUUAUUUCACGUUCCUAUAGUUGUAAUAGUAAAUUUACAGCUAUGGUGGUUAAAGUGUACAUAAGUGGUAUCUCCGGAAAUAAGGAGGUAAAAAAGCGGCAGCAACGAGUUUUAAUGAUAUUAGAUUCGAAAAACAUAAAAUAUGAUGUCAUUGAUAUAACGGAACCAGGAAGAGAGGCAGAUAAAGACUUUAUGCAAAACAAUUCGACAUCAAAUGGAGGGACCGUCAGCGAUCCGAACCCUAGGUCUCCGCUGCCGCCUCAGGUGUUCAACGAUGAUGAAUAUUGUGGGGAUUACGACCAGUUUGACUUAGCCAAUGAAGUAGAUACUUUGGAACAAUUUUUGAAACUCGAAGUGCCACCUGAGGAGCCCCCGCAACCAGAAACUGAAAAGGUUGUAAAUGGUGAUUUAGAAAAUAAAGACGGCAAAAAAUCGAAGGAAAGCUCUGCGGAAAGAGAAACAGAUAAAGAGGGUACCCCUGCAAAGGAGGGUACACCCGCAAAAGAGGAUACACCCGCAAAGGAGGGUACACCCGCAAAAGAGGGUACACCCGCAAAGGAGGGUACACCCGCAAAAGAGGGUACACCCGCAAAGGAGGGUACACCCGCAAAGGAGGGUACACCCGCAAAAGAAGGUACACCCGCAAAGGAGGGUACACCCUCCAAGGAGGGUACACCCGCAAAAGAGGGUACACCCGCAAAGGAGGGUACACCCGCAAAGGAGGGUACACCCGCAAAGGAGGGUACACCUGCCAAAGAAGGCACACCAGCGAAGAGCAAGACCCCAUCGAGAGAAGCGACUCCAGCCGGCGAUGCGACCUCCAAGGAGCCCACACCCGAGAGACAAAAGUCCAUCGAAAAGGAAGGAUCACCCGCAGUAGCCUCAAAAGCGAACUCCCCCGAGAAAGAUGAAUCUGUCAACGAAAACGGCACUGUCAGCUCUCGCGAGCAAUCCGCAGAGAAACAAGCUCCGGAGCGGACAAAAGAGAAUGCUUCCGAAGCGUUGAUCCAAAGCGAGCAAGCCGCCGCCGCGGAGUGAACCACGACUGAUCCCGCUUCGCAGCUCAAAGCAUUAGCACUAAAUGCGUCAUUAAGUCUGUUCUGUUAUUUAUAAUUCGCCUCACUCUUUCGGCAUGAUUAGUCAGUGUAAAUAACGCAGAGAGGUAAUGUUGAGAACUCAUGUUAUGUGGCAAUUGUACACGUUUUCCAUGAAGUGGCCUAUUAUCAUUAAUCAUUAGAUUUAUUAAUCAAUUUUAUGAAGUUCCAGAGUAAGAUUUCUAUUUAACAUUUUUUAUCCUUCAUUAAGGCUUUGUAUUAUUCUAUUAAAGUAUUAAUAUUCAUUUUUUUUUUAUUUUACAAAUUAAUCGAUUUAGUCGUAUACACAGACGUAUUUUUAAUGUAUUAAGAUUUAUUUAUUGAGGUAUUAAUUUAAGAUGAAAUGUAAGUGUUCAUUUUUGUUAUUCAAAUGUAUUAUUUACUUAUAGUUUAUAAGCUAUAUCUAAACAUGGUAUAGGUAUAGUUGAAAUAAGAUGUCCAUAGUGUUUGCUAAAUUAGUUCAUCCUACAAAUGUAAACUCUAAAUCCAUCGAGAUUUAUUUAGCCAGUGGAACAAAUAAAUAUACAAAUGCAUUGAUAAGUGAAGAAAUUUCAUAAUAACAUACUAUACUCUUCAGUUUCGACCCUAUUGCACCCACCACUAUUUCUAAAUGACUUUUUGACUCGGGCUACUUUGUCUGAUGACUUGACUCGAGGUUGUAUUUAACUUCAAUACAUUGGAAAAGGCUAAAGAUAACUUUUACAAUGUCAAAUUGAAAAAGUCAUAUUUAUCAUUUUCUUAUUUGGUUUUUUAUUAGAAACAUGUAACUCUAAAAUGAACAGCUUUAAAAAACUAAUCGUUUUCUUAUUGUUAUUUGAGAGCUGUCAGUCCUCUACUUAAGGAAGUAUUUUGGUGGAGAAGGUAUGUUGGAAAGAUUUUGAGCAGGCGUAUUUUGAUUUGCCGUAAAUGAAAUGGAAAAGUAUACAUUUUUUUUUAUUAUGGACAUCUUAUUAAAUUUUGACAAUUUUUAAUCUCAAGAAUAACAGGAAUGGACACUAUUGGAUAUUGCACGCUUUGGUUGUACCCUAUUUGUGACAGAUUUACUUCAUUAUUUGAUGUUAAAGACAUUUUUUUUUAUUUUAACUAAUUUUCAUACGAAUUAUAUAAAAUUCUAUAA